Molecule: messenger RNA, 497 nt
Organism: Pneumocystis murina B123
Lineage: Eukaryota; Fungi; Ascomycota; Pneumocystomycetes; Pneumocystales; Pneumocystaceae
Product: ribosomal protein L13
Exons: 2
Coding region: 39-497 (152 amino acids)
Biological process (GO): translation; negative regulation of translation
Cellular component (GO): mitochondrial large ribosomal subunit; ribosome
Molecular function (GO): structural constituent of ribosome; mRNA binding
Source: RefSeq, a predicted model, not a curated record
GAAAUAUUGAUAAAGGGAUAUAAAAAACAAUAUUAAGCAUGUCUUAUCUUCAAGGGGAAAUAAGACUUGCUAAUGCUCGGUUAUGGCAUCAAAUAUCGGCAAAGAAUUGUAUUCUAGGAAGACUUGCAAGUACUUUAGCAUGUCUUCUUAUGGGAAAACAUAAACCUAUUUAUCAUCCAGCAGCGGAUGUGGGUGAUUACGUUAUUGUUACAAAUUGUGCAUUACUUCGACUUGAUACACGUAAACUAAAUCGAACAUAUGUACGACAUACUGGUCGACCAGGAGGGCUAAAAAAAUGGACGAUGAAACAGUGGAUAGAACGUGAAGGAGCUAGUGCUGUUCUACGACAUGCAGUUUCAAGAAUGCUUCCAAAGAACCGACUUCGAGAUCGUCGUCUUGAUCGACUAAAAUGUUUUGAAGGGGAAAGUCAUCCUUAUUAUAAAAAUAUACAAAGAGUUUGGACAAGUUCUGGAAAAUGGUUAUCUACGCCAAUCUAA